UGACUUCACGCCUUCAAGUUGCUCCAUAUCCAAAGUCCGACGGCGUCUCCUCGAAAGCCGUCGUUCUCAUUCUCACAGCGUUUUCAGUAUCCCUUUCAAAUCUCGAUAUCGAGGACAGAUGCCAGGAACUCGCAAGCGGCUCACGACUGCCGCGUCUCCCUCCACCUCUUGUAACUUAUACAAAACUGCGAUUCGGGCGCUUGCUGACGUCGUGCUGGGUGAAUACGUCCGUUCCCUGGCUAUGAAGUACCGUCCUGAUGAAACUGGUGGGUUCGAAGCCCAGCAAGUAAUACAUAGCCGAUACGGACAGGCGAAUUGCAGUUUCAACAACGAGAAGGACACCUGUGGCAUCGGCGUCAGGGACACCGUACUCUUUUGGACCGUUUGUAGAUUAUUGCCCCGAAAAGCACGAGGGAAAGUUAUCAUUCCCACCAGGCCCGUCUCACUGCCCAUCGUAUUCAUAUCCAUCAAGGCCGUAGAGGUACGGAUCAUUUCACUCAAUCAUCCAACUGCCAACCGACAAAGUGAUUGCGGGAUCUAUACUCAUUCGCAGUCCCCAUCGUCGCCGGAUUCCAUCUCGUUUGAAAAUUCACAAUCCCGUCCCAGUUCACCCAAUUCGCCCCCGAAAACCCCCCAAUUAAUCCACCCGCCAUCGGCAAUUAUCCACAAUCAUGACCUGGUCCCUCGGAGCCAGGUAGACCCAGAACUCGAACCCGUCAACCCACUCGUUGUGCCGGUACUUGUAGCCCCGGGCUUCGUGCGGGCUUUAAGCACCCCGUAAUAGUACCGCAAUCGGGAAGAAGGCAAAGUCCAUGUCUAGUAGAUCCAGCUUGUUCACGAAUCUGGGGAUUCCAAC
Molecule: messenger RNA, 856 nt
Organism: Fimicolochytrium jonesii
Lineage: Eukaryota; Fungi; Chytridiomycota; Chytridiomycetes; Spizellomycetales; Powellomycetaceae
Exons: 2
Coding region: 119-781 (220 amino acids)
Source: RefSeq, a predicted model, not a curated record